Messenger RNA from Zootermopsis nevadensis, 2294 nucleotides. NCBI's taxonomy places the organism in Eukaryota, Metazoa, Arthropoda, Insecta, Blattodea, Termopsidae. The record is from RefSeq and is a predicted model, not a curated record.
AGUUUCAGGUUAUUGUAACCAAUAGUGGUGAAGGUAUUGUUUUUAAACGACAAAUAUUCAAGAAUCGUAGAUAACGGUUUUAAUUUGUUUUUAGCUGUGUGUGUUGUAGUUUUAUGAACAUGUCAGGGGUGAAUUCAAGGUUUAGAGAUCAAUAUAAAAGAAAUAUUUUGGUGUCUGAGGGUGGUGGAAAAUAUAAACGAGCCAAGAAGAAAUUAGAAGAUCGCCGUAUUUCAAGAAUUGAACAUUUCAGCAGGCAACGCAAUUUGACCGGCUUAAUGGAUGACUCUGAAACUGUCAGGACAGCAGUUGACUCACGCAAAUUAAGACUUCAGAAAUGGAAGGAAGAGAAGCUCCAGAAGAAGUUGUUAAUGAAGGCUUCAGAAAAACCAGCUUUUAAGUGUGGCAUUGUGCAUCAUAGAUUGGGAUCUCCAUAUUUUACUGAUAUCUCUAAUGUGAGCUAUAUUAAGAAGGUGCCAACACUUGCAAGACUCGGACAGAAAACUGUUGUAGCGAAGAAAAAUCAUUUUCCAGAUACAAAACAAUCCUUUGCUCCGUCAGACUUCAAAUUCAAGCCACCUAAAAUCAAAUCUGCAGUAUUGAUUGAAGAAGAAUCCAGGGUUGUUUCGGAUAGAAAGAAAGGUGUUUCAUCUAUACAGAAUGAGUGUACUAUUCAACUGCAAGAAAACCCUUUGCGAAGAGUUACUAGGGCUCAGACGCGUGCUUGUGGCACACGAGUACAGUAUAAUUUCACAUCUGUUCCGAAGGCAAGUAAUAAGCAGAAACAGAAGUCCCCACAAAUUCUACAAGGCAUAGGUUCUUCCAAAAUAGUGUUAGAAGCACCAGUAAUCAAAAAGAAUAGCACAGAAGAAUCUACUACACUUGUUAGUACAGAAGUUGUGAGAGGAAGUGACAUUCCAGAACCAGACAUAGAAGCUGAAAGACCUGUGGUUGAAAACGUUAACACUGAAGAGCGUACAGGACCUACUAUUAGAGAAGUUGUUGAAAGAUGUGACACUCCGAAAGCUGAAGCAGCUCCCUGCACACCUGUUCAAGCACAAUGGUAUCCAAUCAACUAUAGUCCUUUUGUGACUAAAGGCCGAGGCAGUUCGAGCAAGCGAUCACACUGUGUUUCUGAGAAAAGUCCUAGAGAUGAUUCUGCAAUUUCCUGUGAAAGAGAUAAAUUGGGGUCUCCAGUUUUAUGUUCAAAUGCAGUUGACACAGCAGAGGAAAAUCGACAGCAUGGCAUCCUAUACUUCAGGUCUGUUUUGGAGAACGAAACAGAAAGGUUACAGACCAUAUGUCAGGAAUGGCUUCAUAUUCAGUGUUCAGUGUCGGACAUACCACCAGAGACAAGUGACUUGAUCAAUGCAGCUGUGGGGCAAACACAACUCCUGUUGAAGAAGAAGUUCUCACAGUUUUGUGGUUUAAUUGAUACAUGUGAAAACGUUUUGAAGCUUGGCACAACAGCAGCAGCAGCAGCAUCUGUCACAUGCUCAGAUCUUGAUGGUUUUUGGGACAUGGUGUAUAUGCAAGUCGAGGAUGUGGACCUUCGUUUCAGUAAAUUAGAGAAAUUGAAACUGAACAAUUGGAAAGAAGACAUGGAUGUAUGUGAGAAUGUGAAGCAACCUGUAGCCAGGCGCUUAAGGAAGGUGCCAGUGAAAAAGCCACAGAAAUCAUCAUUACAUUCCAUGAUAGCAGCUGCAAGGAAGAGAAAGCAAACAGAGGCAUCUGAAAGCAAGGGAUUUGUCAGCUUGAAUGCUCCUUGCACUCCAGAACGAGUUGCUAAAACUAGAACUGGAUCCACACCUUUGCUGUCACGUCGAUCUAAGACAUCUCUUCUACAACACACAUUAGAAGAACACAAGAGAAACAGUCGUGGGUUAAACCGGGAAUCGAGUCCCAUCAUCAUGAAAGUGACUCAGAUAGCCAAGAUGUGUGAUGCUGGGAUAAUGCCUACAGUGCAGGUUUUAGAGACUUCUGAUGCUCCAAGUCCACUCAGAAUUUCUUCGGCAAACCAGAAACCAAGAAAGAGUAUUCUGAAGUCAGUGACAUGCAAUCUGCCUCUGCCUUUAAAUACAGUACUGAGUAAUGAUGAAAGUGUUAUUGGUGACUCCAUUAUGACAAUACAGCCUUCAUCAGUUGAAACUAAAGAUAAUGAAGUAUUCAAACUCAGAAGAAGUUCGAGAAGUAUAACAAGAAAAGUUAGAUUUGAAGGUAAGAGAGAGAUCAGAUUUUUAUAUAUAUAUAGAGACAAGGAGAACUUCAAGAGAAAGCAGACCACGUACUUCUUCUGA